UUGCCGUUUAACAGUCCUCGAAGAUCUGUUUGGCAAGCAGCAGAAAAAAGCUUUUUUUUUUGUCAGCUGCCUACUCACUUGGCGACAUUUCCCAAGCUCCAAACACGGUUCUUCUCCUCGGUUUAUCCGCCUCCCUCCUUGUCAAUUUCCCCUUAAGAACUGGAAAAAUAAGAGAAAUAGAGAACUUCCAGUUCACUUGCUCCGAACAUUUCCGGCCACGGGCAACUGUUUUCUUUUCCGGUAACAAUGUCGCAGUCCCUUCAGUUCUUGACUCCCUCUCGUUCUCCUUAUCUCAUUCUCCCGAAACUUCCGGCGACGUCCUAUCUCCGGAUCCCCGUAAUUAACAUCCCGACCAAAAAAUACUUUAUCACGAUCACAAAAUCGUUAUCUUCAGAUCUCGAUGCCACGUCAUCGCAAGUCCUGGCUUCCGGCAACGGCCAGAGCGGAGUUGCAAGGGUUUUAUCAGCGGACAAUGUGGGGGCGAUUCCGUCUCCUGCUCCUUUGGAUUCCGGAGCGGCGGCGGCAAUCGAGGUGGAUGCGGUGACGGAGACGGAGCUGAAGGAGAACGGAUUCCGGAGCACGAGGCGGACGAAGAUUAUCUGCACGAUCGGUCCAGCCACAUGCGGGUUCGAGCAGCUGGAAGCGUUGGCUGUCGGAGGCAUGAACGUGGCUCGAAUCAACAUGUGCCACGGCACACGCGAGUGGCAUCAAACGGUGAUCAAGCGGGUAAGAAGACUCAACGAAGAGAAAGGCUUCGCCGUAGCUAUUAUGAUGGAUACUGAAGGUAGCGAGAUCCACAUGGGAGAUCUUGGUGGCGCUGCCUCCACCAAAGCUGAGGAUGGAGAAAUCUGGACAUUUAGUGUUAGAGCUUUUGGUUCCAUGCUGCCAGAGCGAACAAUUAAUGUGAAUUAUGACGGUUUUGCUGAAGAUGUGAAAGUUGGGGAUGACCUUUUGGUUGACGGUGGAAUGGUGAGGUUUGAGGUGAUCAAGAAGAUUGGUCCUGAUGUUAAGUGCAGGUGUACCGAUCCGGGGUUGUUGCUACCGCGAGCUAAUUUGACGUUCUGGAGGGAUGGGAGCCUUGUUCGUGAGCGUAAUGCUAUGCUUCCUACCAUUUCUUCCAAGGAUUGGUUGGACAUCGACUUUGGCAUUGCAGAAGGUGUUGAUUUUAUUGCAAUAUCCUUUGUCAAAUCUGCUGAAGUGAUUAAUCAUCUUAAAAGCUAUAUUGCUGCUAGGUCACGUGGUAGUGACAUAGCUGUCAUUGCAAAGAUAGAGAGUAUUGACUCAUUAAAGAACUUAGAAGAAAUUAUCCAAGCAUCAGAUGGAGCUAUGGUUGCAAGAGGAGACUUGGGUGCUCAGAUACCACUGGAACAGGUUCCAUCGGCUCAGCAGAAGAUUGUCCAUUUAUGCAGGCAGCUAAAUAAGCCAGUGAUCGUUGCCUCCCAGCUACUUGAAUCAAUGAUUGAAUACCCUACACCCACCCGAGCUGAAGUUGCUGAUGUUUCUGAAGCGGUGAGGCAGCGAGCUGAUGCUUUAAUGCUCUCUGGUGAGUCUGCUAUGGGACAGUACCCUGAAAAGGCAUUGGCUGUUCUGAGAAGUGUUAGCGUAAGAAUAGAGAAGUGGUGGAGGGAGGAAAAACGCCAUGAGGCUAUGCAACUGCCAGAUGUAGGAACAUCAUUUGCAGAUAAAAUCUCAGAAGAGAUUUGUAAUUCUGCGGCGAAGAUGGCUAACAAUUUAGAGGUGGAUGCCAUUUUUGUCUACACAAAGACAGGCCACAUGGCAUCUCUCCUGUCACGUUGUCGACCGGAUUGCCCCAUCUUUGCUUUUACAACCACAACUUCUGUUCGGAGGCGUCUGAACCUACAAUGGGGUCUGAUACCCUUCCGUCUGAGCUUUUCCGAUGAUAUGGAAAGCAACCUUAACAAAACCUUCUCGUUACUCAAGGCCAGGGGAAUGAUCAAAUCAGGUGACCUUGUAAUUGCUGUCUCAGACAUGUUGCAGUCCAUCCAAGUCAUGAAUGUUCCUUAAAAACUCAGUAUGAUUCAGAUUAUGGUCAUUUUGCAACCCUGCCGCUCGACUGUUUUACGUAUUAAACUGACUGUAUCCUUCAUUAUCUGUUCAACUUGAUUACUGUUAGAAAGAAAAUUAUUGCCAGAGAAAAACGAGGAUCAAUCAUGAGCAUUGUCUUGUUUUAACUUGGCUCGUAGCCGCAACAACCAAAUCUACAGUAUGGCACAUCUCACACUUUUGUACUUUAGAUGUUCUAUGUUGUUGGUGUUGGGGCUGGGGCUGCGGCUGGGUCAUGCCAACACAAUUUCAAAAUCUAUUUAUUUCACUUUGAUAGUUUUAUAGAGUGUUUCCCGAACCCGAAAGGAAAAGCUGUAAUUUUCUUUUGUCUUUUGUCAGUAUAUUUUGGGAUUUUAAAGGAAAUGUAGCUCAUCUAUGUCAGCCUUCUGAUAUUCAACUAGAAUUUCUGUUUCAAUAAAACCAUUUGUUAUUUUGAAUCUUAUCAACUAUCUCAGGCAGUCUUUUUGGUAAAU
Durio zibethinus is the source of this 2537-nucleotide messenger RNA. It is a transcript of the gene PKP-ALPHA, whose product is annotated as Pyruvate kinase family protein. Gene Ontology annotation, biological process: glycolytic process. NCBI's taxonomy places the organism in Eukaryota, Viridiplantae, Streptophyta, Magnoliopsida, Malvales, Malvaceae. The record is from RefSeq and is a predicted model, not a curated record. Gene Ontology annotation, molecular function: pyruvate kinase activity; potassium ion binding; magnesium ion binding.